This is a messenger RNA of Penaeus vannamei (Pacific white shrimp), 6708 nucleotides long. The record is from RefSeq and is a predicted model, not a curated record. NCBI's taxonomy places the organism in Eukaryota, Metazoa, Arthropoda, Malacostraca, Decapoda, Penaeidae.
CGGCGUGCCUGGCCUGCCUUCCCUCAGUGCGGGGCUUUUUGUCGUGGCUGCGUGUCGCUGUCAGGAGUCGUCGCAGGAUGUGAGUGGCGCGAGCCGGCGCGGCGGAACUGGCGGAGGCGGAGUGGGCGGCAGUGUCAGGAUGUCGGUGGUUAUGUGCUAGUGCCUGAUGCCCGGACCUCGAGUUGUGGUGCCUGCCCUCACUCGCGGUGCCAACACCAGCGCGCGCUCACCUCGUCAGUGCUCGUGACGCCACGCGGCGUUUGCGUUUGGCGAGGCGUCCUUGAGCUGCCCGAAAGACGGGGCCGUGUGUCGCCAAGAGAUUCAGUAGCCUCGCCGAGCCUUCCUUUCGGAUUCAUUUGUAUGAAAGCGGAAAAGAUAGUGCGUGCGGUUGCGAAAGGUGCGAUCGGCCCUGCAUAUCGAUAUCGUCGCGAAUCCUCCGCUGAAUAGCAGUGCGAGCACGGAUUCGGCGCGGCCAGCAGGGCUUGUGAUUAAUGAAUCAGAAAGUGUAUUUCCGAGGUGAAGGGCAAUACAGAAGUACUGUUCUAUUUUAAGUCAGUUGUUUGGGAUUAACGCAAGCGGCCGCGCUUUGUCACAGAGCGCAUGCAAGUGGAGGAGCAGAGUGCAGGUCGUGGCCGGGUGCUCCCAGAAGUGUCACUUCGCAGCGCAAGCCUCCUCGCCCUCCGCGGCAGCCCCAGCACGCGCCUAAGCUGCUCCUCGGUCGAGUGCAUCACGCUCUCGCGCGCCCCGCUGGUCAUGCUUUCUCUGUGAACUUGGUAACCUCGGACGCUCCCACGCUGGUCCAGAAGAGCAGGGAGGGAGGGGAUUGGCGUCCCGGACGGGUUGGGGGAACCUGCACGCUGCCACGGGGGAUGUGCGUUCGGCCGUUCGUUCGCCUGUGCUCUCGCCCGCCAGCCAUAUCCUGAACUGACGCUGAUCCUGAGCGGGCGUUGGUGCGAGUGCGCGUUCUCGUGUGAUCGUGGCUUCUGGCGGCCGAACGAAACGUGCCUCGGAAAGGGAAAGUCGUGACGUGACUGCGUCUGUACGUAAGCCACCCCUCCUCCUUAAAAAUGUGAACGUAAAGACGCGGCCGAGACCUUUGUGACGCGCGGAGAACUGGGUCUCCUGCAACCCCCUCCUCCCUGCUCCUCUCGCCCCACCCCCCCCCACUCCCGGCUUCCUCGCCCCUCCUCCGCGCUCCCCGCGCCUCUCCCCCCAAACAUACCCUUGAGACGAACUGCUACUCCCCAUCCCACGCUCUCUCGUACAUGUUAUUCGCGUCUUUUUGUUGACCCGGAGGAGAGUUUUAUUUGUUUAGGUGUUGAAGUGUGCGUGUGCGGCGGGUGCGGCCGGGAAGGGCCUGUGUGGAGGUGCCCCGCUCGCCGAGUUUGUUCAGAUCUUGGUCGCGAGGAAGGGGUUUUGCCCCGAGUGACGGGGUAAGGAGGGGUGAGGGAAGGGAGUCUGGCUGGGUGCCCGGGGAGACCUAGGGGUGCCAGCGCCGGCUGUGUGCCCAUCCCCCCUCUUGGUGUCUCAGUCACAGCCCCAGCAGCAGCAACAGCAGCACAAGGAGCGCCUCGCCAGCACCAUCAGCCCGCCCCGGCAGUCCCAGCCGGUGGUGAGAGGGGCGCGCCCGUGUGCUAGGCGCUCUCUCUCUUGCACGGCUAUCAUGUGUGUUGUUGGUGAUUAUAGUCUGCUUGCUCGCGCCCCCGCAGCCCCCGAUGCCCAGCGGGACUUUCCCCUGUCGUGCUGCUAGUGAGAGCCGCCUUCGGACGCGGGAGUGAAACUGGAGUGGGACUUGUGCAGUGAGCGAGGUUGUGGUGGUGCAAGUGGGCGGCGCUGCAGCAAGCGGCUUGAGUCGCAGCUCCGUUUUGCUGCGCGAUGUCGGGCUGUGCCAUGGGGGGGCAGGAGGGGUCAGAGGUGCUCCCCUGGUGGAGUCCCGGGAUCGUGCUGGUCCCGAACCGCGGCCGCCCCCACAACGCGCGCGAACCGCUCCGCGAGCCCUACGACAAUGCACAGACAAGGCGCGAACGGCAAGAGCUGCGCCGCAGACGCACUCACAAGGAUCGCAAGAGAAGAGCUCUCGUGCAAAGCAGUCCCGAGGCGCCGGGGAGCGGGAGGUGGCUGCCGGAGUGGUUGGUCGAUGCCGUGGCGACCGUGUGGAGGUGGACGGUGAGCCUGGGGAUGGUGAUGCUGGUGAGGGCAAUAGGCGCAAUUUGGAAAAGUUUGGGAGGUGCAGAGAACUUGUGGGCGGAGAGGGUGAGUUGGAGCAGCGAGCGUGACACCAAUGAGUCAGAUUCUGGUGAGGGGCUCAGUGUGUCUGCCACCCGACCCUCGUCCGGGCCACACGCUCCACCCUGCGGCACACCACCGCCGCCGCCGCCACCCCCGCCACACCUGCCCGACCAGCGACACCUCAGCCACCAAGACGGCCUCCUCCCUGCCACCCACACUGACGAUACACUUGCCACUGCAGGCUCCCGAGAGCCACGUCGUGUGCCUCGCUCCUCCAUGAUCCAUCCUACACGCGACCCUCAAUCGCCAACGCCUCCUCCUUCCUUCCCCUCUGGCCCUCCGAGUGUCGUCCCACGUGCUAGCCCGCCUCCUGGUGCCUCCCUCAGUGAUAGUCGGUCGACGGGUGCCACAUGCCUUACACAAUCUCCGGGUGCCACUGAACGCCCUCUGGUUGUCACUGAACUUGCACACUCUCCGCCGUGCCGCAGUGAACCUGCUGGACAGGAAGAUGACAGGUUGCAAAGUGAGAAUGUGCAGUCAGCAGUUCCGCGUGCAACUUCCUGGAUCAGCAAGGCAAGGGAAGGGACCAGCAUGGACUCAGCGGGACAGGACACGGGUGUCCAAGUUCUGGCGGCCAUGCGAGGCUUCAGCUCUGUGCAGGAAGAGAUGAUGCGUGCCAUCAGAGACGCCAAGGAAACGUCCCUCGCCCUCAUCGAAGACCGGCGCGAUAGUGUGUCCUCUGUGACUAGUAGUGGUUCCCUUGGCUCCCUCGGCUCUCUCGACGCCUACCUGUCGGCGGCCGGUUUAGAGUCGAACGUGAGUUCGUCGGUGAACUCUGCUCGUGGCAGUCCGCUGCCCGACCAUGACGUACCCUCAGUGAUCGAAGCGGUGCCUCCCGCGGCCACCGCCCCCCAUCCCCGCGAUUACGACCAGCGGCUGGAGGAGGACAUCGAGGCCUCCCUGGCGCUGGUGGACCACCACUCGCCGUCUGACACAGACACCGAAAUAGAAGAUCUCUCUAAGGGCGACGAGGGGGUAAAUGUAAGGGGCAACCUCGUGCUGGAGAUUCAUCGGCGCCAGUGGUCCCCAGACGCCACCUUCCCGAAGGACUUGACGCCCCCUGUCAGGACUCCUGAGGAUAUUCUCCCGCCCCCUGAACUCCCCCUUAACCCCGCCGACCCCAGGGUACAGUCCGAGAGUCAGGAAGUGAUCCGAGCGAUAGUGGACUUAGCAAGGGACUCGACCCAGGAGGCAGUGUGUAGCGAACCCCCUCCUCUGUCUGCUGAGGGUGCAGCGUCUCGACCUGAGGAGGUACAGACGUCAGUGUUGUGUCCAGGUGUCCUAACAGAAACGUCACAAAAUAGUGAAUCUAAAGCAACUGAAAGUGUCCUUGAAGGUCAUAUUCCUUAUGAUGAUAAGAAAUUUGAAAAGAGAAAUGUUGAGGGAAGCUUUUGUGACGAUCCUAUAAUUCCCCCGAGCUGUUUCGAUGUAAAAUUGAGCGAAGUCUUUCCAAGAGGUGAAGAAGCAGAGUGUAAUAGGAGUGCUGGCGAUCAACAUACGGCAACACCGCCAGAGCAAGAUGAUAUUCCCCACAGGAGGUCACCCGAUAGCGGUCCAGGGAGCACACUCCUCGUCCUGUCCGACACUGCGUGCGCCGCGCCCACGCGCACGUGGAGCCCCGGCCAGGCCUCCUCUAGGCCGUGUGUGACGGAAGGAAAGGUAUGUGACGAGCCCGAGACAGUAACAACAGCAACUGCAACAAUAAGAACCUCAGGCGCGGGAGAGCAGGCAGCUGCACCGCAUGUGGAGGAAAGGGUAAGGGAAGGAGCGGGAGCAGGUCCCCCCCUCCCGCGCCCUCUUCCCCUCCCCCUGCCGCUUCCCCACGCACACACUCACGCACCGCCAUUGCCACUGCCUCCAUUACGACAUCACGCACUUGCACCGCGAGAAACCAAAUCAAUGAUUCUGACAAAUGAUAAUGAAGAGGACGACGACGAUGACGACGACCUGGCGGACCUGAUGGUGCCCAAGAGCGACCCCAGCCCGCCGAAGCUAGACAUCACCAGCCUGAGGAACGAGAUCAGCGCCAUUAGGGCUGAGAUCCUCACCCGAAAGGGCUCGCACUCCCACGUCAAGGAGGAGUCGGAGGAGCGCUGCUUCGUCUCCUCCUGCGACGACAUCACCAACCUGCGCGAUGAAAUCCUCUCGCUCAAGCAGGACUUCUACUCCCUGCUCAGCGAGAACACGGCCAGCCCCAAAAGCGGCUCCAAGAAGCAGAAGAAGGCGCACAAACAGCACCAGCACCUCAGGGGGCCUAUGCUCAAGCACCAGCUCAAGUCCAUCAGCAUCGACAACGUGGACGACAUCAGGAAGCAGUCCGUCAGGGACCGCAAGGGUGGCUUCGCGCCCUUUGGGUCCGAGGCGAAGGGCGAGGUCGACGCUGUGAGGGGCCUCAGCAGGUCCAGCAUAAGUGUCGUACAGGACCUGAAGGAGGAGCAGGAGGGCAGCAGCAGUAGCGUUAGUCGCCCCUCCAGCGAGGUCUACUACAGUACCCAGAUCAGCACAGAGUCCUAUGAGUCUGCUGCCAGCGAACUGCCUGGGUCGAGGACUUCCCCGCCGUACAAGGCCCUGGAGGAGGACGACUCGAAGGAAGGCUCGGUGAGGGCGUCUAGCGUGACGAGAAGACCGACUCGGGUGAAGGAGGAGGAGGAGGAGGACGACGACGACGCCAAGAAGAGUCCGUUAGAGUGCAGUGCGAGCAAGGCGGAGAUCCUUUCCGAUGAGAAUAAUGAGGAAGAGGAGGAGGAGGAGGAGGAGGGUGACACAGAUGAUGGAGAUAGCGACACCACCGAAGAUGAAUGUCAACAGAUUUUGAAAAAUAGUCGCACGACGAGUGUCGAGAGGGUUUUAUACGGCAUCGAUCCGCCGCCAUAUAAGAUCCGAAGAACGGACAUUCGGGAGCGCGAGUUCGAGGAGGAGGAGCGCGAAGAACUCUUGGGCUCGGAUGACGAGGAGCAGGAAGACCCCUUCGACUACUGCAAGGGGGGAUACCAUCCAGUCAAAAUUGGUGAUCUGUUCUACAACAGAUAUCACGUGAUCCGCAAAUUAGGAUGGGGCCAUUUCUCCACUGUUUGGCUGUGUUGGGACCUUCAAGCAAAACGUUUUGUAGCCCUCAAAGUUGUGAAGAGUGCGUCUCAUUACACAGAGACUGCCUUAGAUGAAAUCAAGCUACUAAAAUGUGUUCGGGAAGCUGACGAGAAUGAUCCAAAGCGGGACAAGACUGUCCAGCUAUUGGACGACUUCAAGAUCAGCGGUGUGAAUGGAACUCAUGUAUGUAUGGUGUUUGAAGUGCUGGGUCACAACCUCCUUAAGUUUAUCAUCCGCUCCAAUUACCAGGGGAUCCCACUUCAAAAUGUCAAGAGCAUUAUUCGUCAGGUGCUGGAAUCCUUGGAUUACCUACACACAAAAUGCAGAAUUAUCCACACAGACAUCAAGCCAGAAAAUAUCCUUGUGUGUGUGGAUGAGUCGUACAUCAGAAAACUUGCUUAUGAGGCAACUCAGUGGCAGAAAAUGGGACUAAAGCUACCUGGUUCUUUGGUGAGCACUGCCCCAAAGCAUUACACUCAACCAGAUCCAAAUGCCAAAAUGUCAAAAAAUAAGAAGAAAAAACUGAAGAAAAAGCAAAAGGCAAAGCAGGCAUUGCUGGAGAACCAAAUGAGGGAGCUGGAAGAACUAGAAGAGAGGGAAGCACGUCUAGCUCUCGAGGCUUGCGAACUGCACACGCCAAACACUUCUGUGCUAAGUAAUGACUCAAGUUUAGAAGAGAGCAGCACUAUGGAACCUCAGACCAAUGGACAGCAGAGCGACAAGCCACCGGAAGUGCUGGAAGAGGAAACCGUAAAGAUCCAAGUAGGGGACACUUCACAAGAGACAGUGCAGCCUCCACCCAAGCUACCCCCACAGCCCAGCCUAAUUACCCCAAGCCUCACCCUAGAGGAGGAGGCACAGCAGAAGCUUGAACACCGCAAGAGUCUAGCUGAGAUGUGUGAGGGCGAUGUGCGACCAGGUGGGGCAGUGGGGCUCUCACUAGACCCUCUCAUGAACGGCCACGACAGUCCUCGCCCAACACUAGGUCGCUCAGAGUCUGAGAUAACCCCAGACAUGAGGCUUCCCCCCGAGGAUGAAGAAGGUGAGGAUGGAGGAGCCAAUUCCAGUAACACAAGUGGAGGCAGUAACAGUGGCAGUGCAGUCGGAAUGCGCAGAGUAGCCUCAUGCCCGGACCACAAAGCCAUUGACCGCACGCCAGACCCAGUUCAUGAAGUGUGUGAUAUGAAGGUCAAGCUGGCUGAUUUAGGAAAUGCUUGCUGGGUGGAUCAUCAUUUCACUGAAGAUAUCCAGACCCGACAGUACAGGUGCCUGGAAGUCCUGCUCGGAGCUGGUUAUGGUUGUCCUGCUGAUAUGUGGAGUACUGCCUGCAUG